Messenger RNA from Dalotia coriaria, 752 nucleotides. RefSeq names its product cytochrome P450 12b1, mitochondrial-like. The transcript is spliced from 3 exons. The annotation marks the transcript as partial. The record is from RefSeq and is a predicted model, not a curated record. Gene Ontology annotation, molecular function: heme binding; iron ion binding; oxidoreductase activity, acting on paired donors, with incorporation or reduction of molecular oxygen. NCBI's taxonomy places the organism in Eukaryota, Metazoa, Arthropoda, Insecta, Coleoptera, Staphylinidae.
CACACUUAUUGCGUUUUAACUGCGAUCAAGCUUUGUGUGUUUAGUAGCAAUCAUGAUUCGAGCGAGUGCGCAUCGCUUAUUUAGCAAUCAACUCGCGAUAAACUCAUUGAAACGAUGUUACGCUCUUGGUGUAACCGCAGAAACGGAAGCGGAUGUGAUGCCAAGCGAUUGGCAUAGUGCAAAACCAUAUGAAUCUAUUCCGGGUCCGACCCCGUGGCCAAUCGUUGGUAAUGCCUGGAGAUUCAUUGGUGGGGUUGACUUUUUAAAGAUAAUGAAACAAAUGCAUAAUAAAUAUGGUGAUGUGGUGAUAAUGCGCCAACUUCUGGCUCUUGGUGAUAUGACAAUGCUUUUUAACAUUCGUGAUAUUGAAUGGUUACUUCGCAAUGAAGGAGCGUGGCCUAUUCGCGAUGGUUUAGCAUCCAGUUACAGAUAUCGUCAUGUACUACGCAAGGACGUAUUUGGAGAUACUUAUGGUUUAAUUAACGGUCAGAAUGAAAGUUGGGGAACUUUUCGAACGGCAGUUAAUCCAAUAAUGAUGCAGCCUCGCACAACACAUCAGUACAUACCUCAAAUCAACGAAAUCGGUGACGAAUUCAUUGAGCUCGUUACAAAAUUGAAGUCGAAAGAUGCCAAUAAUGAAACACCCGAUAAUUUCGCUGAUGAACUGAAUAAAUGGGCGUUUGAAUCAAUCACGGCCAUUGCAUUGGACACACGAUUAGGGGUUUUAGCUGAGAAACCCAGUGCUAAAGCUG